GUGUCUUCUGCAGUUCAUUCGAGUCCCCGACGUCGGCACAAGUGGUGACUGUCGUUACCACGUUCUCUUUUUCCUCAUUUUUAUUCAAAAAAUCACCGAAAUUUCCCUCCCACAACGUUGCGGGCGCCGAGUGAGGUUUCUGUCUUGUUCUCUUUGUGCGAAUUUUGGUGUACCAGUGUGUGUCGAAUCCAUCAUUCUGAUUUAUUCAAGAUCUGGUCUACUUUGAAAAGUGUGAACUUCACUUAGAUCCGGAAUAUUAAAAAAAACUCAACAACAACAGAAAAUGACGGGUCAGAACGGCCAUUCCAACGGUGAUGUGAAUCCAAGUGACAAACCUCUGACGACAUGGAUGGUUGGGCUUGUCAAUUCACGUUUGAAAUACCUGACAGCCGAAACUUUUGGAUUUAAAGUGAAUGCCAACGGGUUGUUGCUGAAGAAGAAGCAGCUGUGGACUCUGGAAGCCUUCGGCGACAGCACCGACGCCGUCUGCUUGAAAUCGCAUCUGGACAAGUAUCUCUCCGUCGACCAGUUUGGUAAUGUAACUUGUGAUGCCGAAGAAAAGGACAACGGAGCGCGUUUUGAGAUCAUUGUUCCCGAAUCGGCUGCCGGUAAGUGGGCCUUUCGGCACCCGGAACGCGGAUACUUUCUAGGCGCCUCCGCCGACAAGCUGGUCUGUUCGGCCAAGACCCCAACUGAGAAUGAACUAUGGUUCGUCCACUUGGCAGCUCGACCUCAAGUCAACCUGCGUUCAAUGGGUCGAAGACGAUUCGCACACUUGAGUGAGCAAGGAGAUGAAAUUCACGUCAACGCCAACAUUCCAUGGGGUUCGACGACGCUUUUUACGCUCGAAUUCCGCGACGACUCGCGUCUCUACGCCAUCCACACAGCCAACAACCGUUAUUUGUCGCGAGAUGGCCGACUCCUGGAACAAUGCAACCCGACUUGCCUCUUUUCACUGGAAUACCACGCCGGAGCCCUGGCCCUGCGCGAUACACAGGGACUUUACUUGGCCCCCCUCGGUUCCAAGGCUGUCUUGAGGACACGUUCAACUUCGGUGACCAAGGACGAACUGUUUACGCUUGAAGACUCACUGGCUCAGGCUGUUUUCGUCUCUAUGAUGAAUAGCCGUUACGUAUCCGUCAAACAAGGUGUCGAUGUCACGGCUAACCAGGAUGAAAUCUCCGACCAUGAAACUUUUCAACUCGAGUUCGAUGUUUCUACGGGACGCUGGUACAUCCGAACGAUGGGUGACCGCUAUUGGACUUUGGAGACUGCUGGGGGCAUCCAAGCAUCUUCAGCCAAAAAGAGUUCGAACGCCCUGUUUCAAAUGGAAUGGCAGCAGGACGGAUCGAUUGGGUUCCGCGCCAACAACGGCAAGUUUGUCGGCACUAAAAAGUCUGGACAUCUGUUUGCCAACACCGAUUCGAUCGAUGAAUCCAGCAAAUUCUUCUUCUAUUUGAUCAACAGACCAAUGCUGGUAUUGAAAUCUGAACAAGGUUUUGUUGGGUACAAGAGCGGCUCUAAUUGUAAAUUGGAAUGUAACAAAGCCAACUACGAAGCCAUCCAAGUCGAACGCGGGCCAUUGGGUCUAGUCUAUUUCAAAGGUCAGAGCGGUCGUUACUGGACAGUAAGCUCCGACGGAAUUACGGCUGAUGGAGACACUCCAGAGGGUUUCUAUCUGGAGCUGCGUGAGCCUUCCAAAUUGUGUAUCAAAAGUGGCGACGGUGCGUACCUAAUGGCCGACAAGAACGGUGUAUUCACAGUCGGAAGUCGCGAUUCUGAGCUGGCCACUCGCUGGGAAUUUUAACACGCACACUUUGAUUUCUCUUUUGCCCUAUUUGUCCUGGUUUUUUCUUGCUGUUUUAUCCGUAGUUUUUCGUCGCUUAUUUCUGUUACACAUUUUCCCAUAAAAUUGGUAACACCGUUUAAAGAAACACAUUUACCACUGCUGCUUUUUUAAUUACAUGCCAUCUCUAUCGGCUUGCAAAGAAUUAAAAGAGAUGCGCUUCAGUAAGUGUGUCUCUUCCAAGGGACAUCUUCGAGCCAUCCGGAUUACCACUUUUCAUUGCAUCAGUAACCGGAACGCCCAAGAGUCUUAAAAAGGGAGGAAGUUUAUGCUGCUUUAUAUUGCCAUUGUAAUCUGUGGGAAUCAAAUUUUUAAAAAAAUUUUCUUAAAUUAUUUCCGUUUAAUUUUCGUUGUUUUGCAUGUUCAUCUUCCAACGAAUAUAAUGUAUACUCUUUUCCACAAUACAUACGUACCACCGUGCGCCAAAAUGAUGACGAAAGAAGCAUCGGAUUCUACAAAUGUGAAGAGCAGUUGCAAUAUAGUACCAGGGACCUGCUGCUGUUUGGCGUAUCGAGUGAGUUACGUCAAUGUAUACAUGUGGAAGUGAGUAUAGUAUUUUCCUACUCAAUCAUCAUCGCUUCCAAUAAUGCGGAUGAAAAUUCUUUUUUUUUCCCCAAUUUUAAGAAACUCUGUAAUUUAUAUUUGAUAUAAUUGGUCGUGUGUAUUGGAAGUCACUUUUGGUAAAAUUACACGGACAUCUAAACAACGA
Messenger RNA from Daphnia pulicaria, 2555 nucleotides. It is a transcript of the gene singed, whose product is annotated as protein singed-like. The coding region runs from base 284 to 1807 and encodes 507 amino acids. The record is from RefSeq and is a predicted model, not a curated record. NCBI's taxonomy places the organism in Eukaryota, Metazoa, Arthropoda, Branchiopoda, Diplostraca, Daphniidae. Gene Ontology annotation, biological process: actin filament bundle assembly; establishment or maintenance of cell polarity; cell migration. Gene Ontology annotation, cellular component: actin cytoskeleton; cytoplasm. The transcript is spliced from 10 exons. Gene Ontology annotation, molecular function: actin filament binding; protein-macromolecule adaptor activity.